This is a messenger RNA of Cynocephalus volans (Philippine flying lemur), 1223 nucleotides long. RefSeq names its product transmembrane protein 14C. The coding region runs from base 415 to 759 and encodes 114 amino acids. The record is from RefSeq and is a predicted model, not a curated record. The transcript has 6 exons. Gene Ontology annotation, cellular component: mitochondrial membrane. Lineage: Eukaryota; Metazoa; Chordata; Mammalia; Dermoptera; Cynocephalidae. Gene Ontology annotation, biological process: regulation of heme biosynthetic process.
CGCCGCGGUUUCCGGCGAGACCUUGAACCCGGCAGGGGUCGCACCCGCUUGUCCAUCUGCGCAGACCUUGGGGAGAGCGGCUCGGGUACCUGGGAAGUGUCGUUAUUGUAUUUUACGUCAGUUUUGGCUUUUCGGAGUUAUUUAGAGGCUUCUCUGCCGCCUGCUUUGCGUCCCCCCCCCCCGAUCCGGGCGGGGGUGGGGCCGCGUCGUGGGUGUUUUCGUCGCCGCUCGUUGUCCGCCUUCCGUGGAGUGGGUCGUGAAUCCCAGGGGAACCCUGAGCUCCGGAGGCGGGUGCUUAGCCACGGAGCGCGGUGCUGAUUUGUGUCCUGGAGAUUUUAUUGCUCCGUGUCUUGAAACACAAGCCGCAGGUGCAGGCCUGGUGUAGUCUCCUGUCUGGACAGUGGGAAGAGAGCAAUGCAGAAGGACACCGGCUCACUAGUGCCUUUACAUUGGUUUGGCUUUAGCUAUGCAGCACUGAUUGCUUCUGGUGGGAUCAUUGGCUAUGCAAAAGCAGGUAGCGUGCCAUCCUUGGCUGCCGGACUCCUCUUUGGGGGCUUAGCAGGCCUGGGUGCCUAUCAGCUGUCUCAGGAUCCGAGGAAUGUCUGGGUUUUCCUAGUUACAUCUGGGACCUUGGCUGGCAUUAUGGGAAUGAGAUUCUACCACUCUGGAAAAUUUAUGCCUGCAGGUUUAAUUGCAGGAGCCAGUUUGCUGAUGGUCGCCAAAGUUGGAAUUAGUAUGUUGAAUAGACCCCAUCAGUAGUAAGCAUGUCCCAGCUCGGACUCCAGAAGAAUUCAAAAUCUCCAAACUUCCACUAUUUUCAGUCUAUUAAGAGAAAUAGGUGCAGCAUUUCUACAUGUUCUGACAUUUUACUUUAAAAAAAUAAAAUAACAAAAAACAGCACUGAACUUGAUAGAGGAAAAAAUGAGUGUUACCAUUACAGCCCUACAGAAGUGGUGAGUGUGUAACACAAGAGCUUAUUGAUACCUUCAUGCAAUUUGAUUCUUGUGUAUUGAUGUUAUCUCUUUCUGUAUGUAUCAAAUCUCAAUGUUAAGUCUCAACGUUGGGGACCCUGAGAUCCCAUGCCCUGUUCAGAGAACAAUAUGAAAAAAGUCUCUUUAUGAGAUUCAGUAUGUCUGUUCUUUUGUUUAUCUUAGAGCUCAGACCUACUUUGAAAUUAUGUUAAAAUGAAAUAUCAAUGAAAAUAAAGUUUACUAUAAAUAAGA